UUAGACUACAAUGAUCUUAUGGUGCUCCAAUUUUAUGAUAUCCAUGACAACAAGCUAAAUGAAGAGGGCCUAAAGCUAAGGACUGAUUUUAUGGGAGAGAUAAAGAAUAAAGAUAUGCAUCAUGUAGUGCUUACGCCAAAAAUGUCAGGAAGAUUUUACUUCAUCUUUGGGGAGCCUAUUGAAACAAAAGGGAGGGAGAAGGAGUUAAGAGAUAAAGAGAAGGCCCAGCACCUCUAUUUGCAUGUCAAAUCUGAAGUGGAGAGUUGUAUCAAGUAUCUGAAGAGGAGAGAGGAUCCCUACAGGAGUACACUGUCCAGUCUUCUAUAUCAGGCAGCUCAUGGUUCUGAUGCAGAAAUACCCACAUUUGAACCCUGAGUCUGAGAUGAUCACUUUUGUCAUUAGCUAGGGUCCAAACCAAUUGUUUAUAUUGUUCAUGUUAAUCUUUUAUAUACAUAGUUUUUUUAAUUUACCUCAAAUUAAUUGCAGUUCAUUCAAAUUAGAAGGGUUGAUAAAUAUUUAAAACUAAGUUCAGAACUGUAAACUUCUAUGUGAAGUACAUUAGUGGAUUUACUAAGCUAGACAGGGGCUCUCAUUCCACUAAAUGUUCUUUUGUUAAUUUCUACCGGUAUAUUUGUGCUAAAGGUCAAUCAAAGAAACUAAGCACACAUUUUC
Molecule: messenger RNA, 672 nt
Organism: Triticum aestivum (bread wheat)
Lineage: Eukaryota; Viridiplantae; Streptophyta; Magnoliopsida; Poales; Poaceae
Product: acyltransferase-like protein At3g26840, chloroplastic
Exons: 3
Cellular component (GO): membrane
Source: RefSeq, a predicted model, not a curated record